Messenger RNA from Mesocricetus auratus (golden hamster), 7042 nucleotides. It is a transcript of the gene Mboat2, whose product is annotated as membrane bound O-acyltransferase domain containing 2. Gene Ontology annotation, molecular function: acyltransferase activity. The record is from RefSeq and is a predicted model, not a curated record. Gene Ontology annotation, cellular component: membrane. The coding region runs from base 500 to 1795 and encodes 431 amino acids. Gene Ontology annotation, biological process: lipid modification. The transcript has 14 exons. Lineage: Eukaryota; Metazoa; Chordata; Mammalia; Rodentia; Cricetidae.
AGCGGCAGCCGGCCGGAGCGGGCGGGCGGGCGCAGCGCCGAGGCCCGGCCAUGGCCACCACCAGCACCACGGGCUCCACCCUGCUGCAGCCUCUCAGCAACGCCGUGCAGCUGCCCAUCGAUCAGGAGGCAUUAGGAGCUGAAGACAGGCAAAACCCUGAAGAUGAGUAAUUGCAAAGGAGCUGAAAAUAACUGUAACUGUCGGUAUUCUCAGGCAAGGGAUCGUACUUCUGGGGAGGAGCAGCUCUAUCAACGUGUUAAUCUAGAGAUCGAGACAAAAGACGUCUUCAGAUGGCACAGUUGGCUUUGUCAACUUUGUAGUGUGCCAACUCUUAGCCUUGUUGGCAGCCAUUUGGUUUCGAACUUAUCUGCAUUCAAGCAAAACUAGCUCUUUUAUCAGACACGCAGUUGCUACCCUUUUGGGCCUUUAUCUUGCAUUUUUUUGCUUUGGAUGGUAUGCCUUAAACUUUCUCGUACAAAGUGGGAUUUCCUACUGCAUCAUGAUCAUAGCAGGAGUGGAGAGCAUGCAUCAAUGUUGUUUUGUGUUUGCUUUGGGAUACCUCACAGUGUGUCAAAUUACUAGAGUCUAUAUCUUUGAUUAUGGACAAUAUUCUGCUGAUUUUUCAGGCCCGAUGAUGAUCAUUACACAGAAGAUCACUAGUCUGGCUUUCGAGAUUCAUGACGGGAUGUUCCGGAAGGAUGAGGAGCUGACCCCGUCGCAGAGGGGAUUAGCUGUGAGGCGCAUGCCCAGUCUCCUGGAGUAUGUAAGUUAUACCUGCAACUUCAUGGGUAUCCUGGCAGGCCCUCUCUGCUCUUACAAAGACUACAUCACUUUCAUUGAAGGCAGGCCGUCCCACAUGUCACAGUCAAGUGAGAACGGAAAAGAAGAGCCGCAGCGUGAAAGAGCAGAUCCAUCUCCAAACGCAGCAGUUACGGAGAAGCUCCUAGUCUGUGGACUCUCCUUGUUAUUUCACUUGACCAUCUCCAACAUGCUACCCGUGGAGUAUAACAUCGAUGAGCACUUCCAAGCCACUGCCUCGUGGCCAGCCAAAGCCACCUAUCUCUACGUCUCUCUUCUGGCUGCCAGACCUAAGUACUAUUUUGCAUGGACCUUAGCUGAUGCCAUUAACAAUGCUGCAGGCUUCGGUUUCAGAGGAUAUGACAGGAAUGGAGUGGCUCGUUGGGACUUAAUUUCCAAUUUGAGAAUCCAGCAAAUAGAGAUGUCAACAAGUUUUAAGAUGUUUCUCGAUAAUUGGAAUAUCCAGACAGCUCUUUGGCUCAAAAGGGUGUGUUAUGAACGAGCGACUUUCAGUCCAACAACCCAGACGUUCUUUCUCUCUGCCAUUUGGCAUGGGGUCUACCCAGGAUACUAUCUGACAUUUCUAACAGGCGUGUUAAUGACAUUAGCAGCACGGGCUGUGAGAAGUAACUUUAGACACUAUUUCAUUGAACCUCCUCAACUUAAAUUAUUUUAUGACAUCAUAACGUGGGCAGCAACACAAAUAACAAUAAGUUACACGGUUGUACCGUUUGUGCUUCUGUCUAUAAAACCGUCAUUCACAUUUUACAGCUCCUGGUAUUACUGUCUUCACAUCUGCAGUAUCUUAGUGUUGCUGUUGCUGCCCGUGAAAAAAUCUCCAAGAGGAAAGAGCACACAGGAAAAUGUUCCGCUCUCAUGGGCCAAAAAGUUUGACGAAAGAGAAAACUCUCUAGGACAAAACAGUUUUUCCACGACAAAUAAUGUUUGCAAUCAGAACCAAGACGCGGCCUCUAGACACUCGUCUCUAACGCAGUGACUGGGAGAGCGUGUGACGGCUGUUUCCCGACUGUGAACAGAAACCAGUCCUGAUGCCUUUCCAGACUAACUGGGUGGAGAUGGGACAGUCUCAGAUAGGGGAUUUCCUAUACACCAGAUUGGAAAUGGAAUGAAAUAACCCUUCCCAUGCCAAUGUUCCUGUGGGUCACGCCUUACACAAAAUCCUUCUUUGUUUCAAUAGGGCACUCAGAAGUCAGCGUAUGCCCUCCAGGUCAUAUGUGUGCCCUGUUGUUGAAUGUACAUUGCGUAUCCCAAGGCACUGAAGAGCUGGAAAAAUGAUCAUGUCAAUCUGGAUAAUUGAAAGGUUAACUUUUUCCAAAUGAAUGUCUUGCCUUAAACCUUCUGUUUCCUAAAUUGUUGUUCCUGGGUGGUAUUUUCAAGUGUAGUAUCGUGAGGAGACAAUUUCGCUAUUUGAUGUGGUGCCCUGCAGAGUGGGAUUGAGGAGGAGGAGGAGGUUAAACUGGAUAUUUAAGAUUAUGGGUACUUGAAAAAGGCAAUAAACAUCUCAGUAUUUGAAGGGUUUUCUUGAGGUAGCUCAGAGGGUUAUCUAUGUACAUCGUAGAGUUGUAAACAGUCAGGGCAGUUAAAUUACAGGUAGCUUAUUCUGCUGGGAACUUAAUUACCUGGUGUCAGUUAGGGAGCCCUUUCAGGAGGACUUUCUCAAACAUAAUUAAAGGUUGGCAAUGUGAUAUUUUAGGCUUAUUUUCUUAAAAGUAAUAAGAGGGAAGCAGGCCCGAAUGAAGAAAGCACUGUGUGGUCUGGAGCCAGAGGCUUCCUCCUUCUGUGUCCAAGAUCAGUAUGACUGUGUGGGACACAACAAGCUUAAUAAGUGUGGACUCUCUGAAGAAGUUUCUCAAGCAUAAAUUACAUAGAAUUAGAAGAGAUUAUAAGAGUAACAGUGGUAGAUUAUUUGAAGAUUUUGAAAGAAAUCUCCAGUGAUUAAGGUUAUUGUAUGGUUCAUCAGCUUCUUGUCCCUGUCAUUUUCAUUGCUAUUUGGGAAAGAUUUAGGGGAAAGAAAACUUAGUUGCUGAGGCUAAAUGACAUUUUUAAAAAAAUUAAUAAAUUAGUUUCUACAUUCUUUAACUUCACGCAUUAAAAUUCUUCCGUUAAACUCUUGUUAAAAUGGGUGUUAGAUUCUAUCAAAACAAAUUUAAGUGUUUUCCUCUUAGGGGUCACUCUUGCCUUGAGUGACUGGGUAUGUCUUUGAUCCAACAGCAGUGUGCCGUGGGCUGUAGUAGCUGUAAGUGAGGGGAGGAUUUGAGGCUGUGGAACUGAGCCAUAGACUGUAGGUUCCACCUUGUUAGAGAGGAAGACUGGGGUUUUGGGCCUCUCUGUUAUUUGACCAAUCUUUUUGUGAAAUUUGUUUUGCUUUUGCCUUAAAUUUUCAAAUGAAAUGCAAAUUAUCAGUCUACAAUGAGUUGAUUUUGUUUGUUUGUUUGUUUUGGUCACAAAUACACUUAUGAGUAAAGUUUAAGAUUUUAGUGGGAGAAGAAAGGUGCAGAGGUCAGUGUGGCAUUCCUUCUAGGACUUCAGAGGUAUGGGUGGCACCUUUGCUGUUUUGAAGGCAGAUUGCUUGCUUCUGAUUAGGAGAGCCAGCCCCCCACGUCCCCACUCCCAGGGAAAGGGCUCGGUAAAUACUUUUUCUUAGUUUUCCACGUGUUGAAAGCAACCUAGCUGUAGAAUUUGAGAGGAAAGGAAAAUGUUGAUGGAGAGUAUCUGCCUGCAGAUGUCUCUGACUUCAUGAAUACUGUGGAGAAUCCACUCACUGUUAAAGAAAGCUAUCAAAUCCACAGCUUAAAAGGCAGCCCUAGGCAUUGUAUAAGGGAAGGCUGGAGACCCAGUAGAAACUACUGAAGGUUUGUGGUCUCUAUCCAGCCGCUUACAAAUCACCCCCAUUUAUUCCUGUUACCUGAACACAUUUUAUUUCUAGGCCAUGUACACUUGAGUCACUGUUGCCUGUUUCUUCUCGAGGAAUUUAUAAUCAUAGUACUAUCAUUCAAAAAGCAAGACAAUGAUCAUUGCUCUACUCCUGGAAGAUGAUACUUGGCACACAUCCAGUUUGACUGAUUUCUUUGUUUCAUUCUUCUACAGCUACUAGUUACUGAAAGGGAAAAAUUCAUAGAAGUCUAAAAUGUAGACUCCAAAGCCUAUAUAGGAAAAAGAAAAUUUCCAAGCCUCUCCAAGCUCCCAAAAGGCAGUCUAAGAUCAUUUUUUUUUUGAGGGGCGGCAGGUGUCUGUCUUUUAAUUUGGAGAAAUAAUCACAAUUUUGGAAUCUAAAAUAAAAUAAAUCAAAUUCUCAAUUUUUUUCAAAAAACUAUAUUCUAUAAAAUGAACAUCUAGUUGGGAUGUUUGUAAAGAUUGUUUUGCUCCUACUUAGAAGGAUUUAGACUAACGUUUGGGCUACUGUUAAUUAUAAUGUGUGCUUGCUGCGUCUUAAGCGGCAGAACAGGUUUCAGUGUGUGUUUAUGUUGUUUUUCCUUCCCUUAUACUUCUGUUUGAUUAUAUACUACUCAGGGAAAAUAGAACAAAAAUAUUCUUCCCUCAGUUUCAUUUCCUUGAAACAAUAAUUGUUAAUUUGGUGUGUCUCAGCUCACUGUUUUUAAUGAGAUCUCAGAGUGACUGGGGAAGCUUGAUUAGCUUCUGGAAUACCUAAAAUUGGAGAGAAGGCUUGCUGGGCUUCGGGGGUGCCGAUCACUGUGUCUUAGCAUGCUGGUCCCUACCAUGGAUGAUACCUAUACAGGGCAUUCCCACACAAGCCACUUUUGAAGUCACUAUCUAGAAAAGUGACAAUGGCUUCCUGUGAGUACUAACUGUCCUGGCUGGUCCUUUUGGCUCUUGCCUAAGGGAGGCCCACCGCUCAACUCCCCAAUCCUGUAGGGUGAAGGGCAAAGAGAAGGGCAGGUCACUGUCUGCUGCUUUUUAUUACUAGAGCUUAAGGUGCUGACUUAAAAAAAAAAGGUUGUCUAGCAACAGGAAGAAUGCCUUUCAAUCUAUUAACUCAGAGUGUGUAGCAACAUGCCAUUUCUCCUUUGCUUUCUCUGGUUUCUGUUUCUGCUGGGUAAAACUGGAGAGGAUUUAUUUCACUAAACACGUCCCCAUAUAUUGCUGGUUUUACUGGACAGGAUUUACCAGCGUGUAUCUCCUCAGCAAUGAAUUCAUUCAGAGAAUCUAGUUAUUCUAUCUUUUAAAUGGCAGAAAACAAUUUUAAAUUGCCAUCCAAAUAACCAUGACAGUUUUACUUUUGAAGAGUAGGUUAAACAUUUAGGACCAAUUCUUUUCCUGUUUAAAACUUGUACUUCCUCAGUGUUCAACUUGUAUAUUCAUGAGUAAAUCUGGGCAGUUGUACUUAUGUUCAUAAGUAUCAGCUCACUGGCUCUAAGAGUUCUAUAUGAUAGCUGGCACAUUCUUGAGAGAAUAGACUGGUCUAGAGUAAUUGCCACUCCUGCGUCCACUGAGGAUUGAUCGGCUCAAAUGCAUAGUUAUAAGCCAGUAUUUUGAAGGGUUUUAUUCAGGCUUUAAUAGUCUACCCUGGCUGAAAUUCAACACAUCCAGUUUAACUGAGGUGCAGAAUUCUAGCUUACACUGUGACUGUAACCUUACCUGUCCCGAGGACCAUAUAUACCUGUUACACUCCACCAGUGGCAUCUGAGGAAUGGCUGAUCAUUUGUACACACUUGCCUUGGAUGCUAAAUUUCUGCUUCCCACUGCCCUUGGAAAAAUGAGUUUGUAUCAGAGGGGCUUCUGAAUACGGAAGGAAGAGAUUUGCAUCUAAAACAAAUCUACUCUGAAUUUCGUUCGACGGAUUAGGGUGUAGCCAUUCUCUACAGUGAUUUUUCUGUAACACCGAAUAAUCAAAUCUAUUUGUAGGAGUGACUCUCCUUACGGAAUUUCCCACAUUGAUAUUUUGUAAGGAUGCUCUUGUAAUCAAUGACUCAGCUGCUUUUUAAGGCUCUUGUUGUACAGAGGGUGCAGCCCAUUACGUUUUUAAUUAGUAGGCUGCUCAAUAAUGUUUUGUAUGUUCUCAGAUAACAAUUUAUUUUAAUAGGUUUUUAACACAAUGCAAACUCCAGUGAAGAACCCUGACAAGAUGCUUCAUAGGUCAUCGAUUGGGGAGACUGUCAAACAGAACCGAAUGACACAUUUAUACGCCAGCUAAUUUGUCUUGCCUUUAAAACUGGUGGUGACUCUCAAUGCCAUUUUUUUAUAAAGCAAGGGACAGCCUGUCUGGUCUAUAAACAACACUUCAAAGAUCUAUUUAGAGCCACUGCCUGAAACUGAUCCAGUUAUACAUAGCCACCUCUAGCUAUGCUUUCCUGCAUUUUGCUAUCUUAAUUAGCACUGGAAUAUAAUGGAAAGCCAAAAGUCACAGAGCAAGGGGAAGUCAAAUGACUAAGCAGCUUCUCAGAUGCCUGCCUGGAACGGAAGAGUGGCUGGCUGCUGCCCUUUUCCUUCUGUAUGUCUCUGCUCCCCACAAGGGCUCUGUUUUGGGCUAACUUAUUUGGGAGGUUGUUUUGUUAACGAUCUUCUCUGACCUUUCAUGGGGAGGAGGGAACAUGUAGAGUGUUUGACAGACUUAAAAUAUGUCUCUUUCCCCAUUUUAAAUGUCUUUGGUUCUGUCUACACCCGUCUGUCAUUGAAGUUCAUUUGUUGCUGACUUGAUCACACUUAAAAAAGACUCCUGUCUUGAAUGAAAAUACAAUCUCACCUGUCUUCUGUCACCUUUAUGCAAGUGAAGGCGCCUCCACACCAAAAGGAGGCAAUAGGGAUGAAAGGGACUCGGAUUCCUGUGACCCGAAAGUACCAUCGUGUUAAUGUGAAGGUGCCUGGCUUCAAAUCUGCCUUCCCUUGCAGCUGGUGACGGGCAGAGUCCUCCUGACCAGAGAGGAUCCUUAGCUCCCACAGCCAGUGUUCACGGUAUUUCCCUUUGCCUUCCCAGGUGGAGAACAUCAUGUUGUGGUCUGUGCUUUUUUUGUUUUGAUUUUAUUAUUCCAAAUUAUUUUUUUAAAAAUAUUACUUUUCAUCCGAUCCACAAAUCAGUUCUCAUUGUGUGGCGAGUUAAAACCAUCACUGUGUCGGCUAAGCUGUGCGGUGAUGAACCAUAGCCACUUCUGGUGUCCUCAGAGCUUCACGGUGGCUUCUUGCUGGCUUUUAAAGGUGUUUUUAACUUACAUGGUUUUUUUCCUUAUUUGUGUGUCUUUAAAACUGAUUAAACGGUAGUUUAAAAGAA